Molecule: messenger RNA, 1307 nt
Organism: Salpingoeca rosetta
Lineage: Eukaryota; Choanoflagellata; Craspedida; Salpingoecidae
Exons: 10
Coding region: 24-1049 (341 amino acids)
Cellular component (GO): mitochondrion
Molecular function (GO): protein-containing complex binding
Source: RefSeq, a predicted model, not a curated record
CCAUAUUGAGAAUCAUCAACAUCAUGUCGCUGUUGGGAAGCCUGAAGUCGUCAGUGCAGGUCGCCGGCAAGGGCGGCCGCUGCAGCGUUAGCGGCGUCGUCGCCACCGUGUUUGGUGCCACUGGCUUCAUGGGUCGUUAUGUGGUCAACCGCCUCGGCAAGGUUGGCUCUCAAGUUGUGGUUCCCUUCCGCGGCGACGAGCACGACUACCGGCACUUGAGGGUUGCAGGAGAUCUCGGCCAGAUUCACUUCCUGCCGUUCCAGCUGCUUGACAAGGACACAGUGAGGCGUGCCGUCGAGCACUCAAACGUGGUCAUCAACCUCAUUGGCCAGGACACUGACUCUCGCCACUUCUCACUGGAGGACGUGCACGUGACUGGUGCGCUGAACAUUGCCGAGGCGGCAAAGGAGGCCGGCGUUGAGCGCCUGAUCCACAUGUCUGCCCUCGGCGCCGACAAGACGUCCAACUCGCGCUUCCUGCAGUCCAAGGCCCUUGGCGAGGAGGCUGUGGCCAGCGUGUUCCCGAGCGCCACCAUCAUCCGCCCCAGCCACAUCUUCGGAUACGAGGACCGCUUCCUCAACCGUUUUGCAGGUCUGCGCGUCCUGCCUUGCGGUCAGCCGCUGUUUGAUGGCGGCAAGGCCAAGAAGAGCCCUGUCUACAGCCUGGACGUUGCUGACGGCAUUGCUGCUGCUGUCGGCGAUCCCAUUGCCGAGGGCAGCGUCUUCGAGUUUGUCGGCCCCCGCGAGUACACGAUGAAGGAGAUUGUGACCUUCAUCAACCAGAUCACCCGCAAGCCAAACAAGACCAUCCACGUCCCCUCCAUGCUCGCUCUGCCGCUGACGCGCUUCAGCGACAAGCUGCCAGUUGACCCCAUCAUCAGCACAGAGGACAUUCUCAGGUACACAAAGGACGACGAGGUGACGGCAGACACGCUGCGGCUGGAGCACAUGGAUGUGAAGGGCACGGAUAUGGAGGCGGUUGCGCUUGGCUUCCUCCGCCGCUUUCGCUCGCCAAGCCAGCACGACGAGCUGCUUGACUACCAGCAGUAGCCGCCCCUGCACAGGCUGUGUGUUUGCGGUGGGAAUGGUUGUGUGACUGUGAUGGAGAUGGUGGUCUGAGUCUUGGUCGCAAGGGAUCAUUUAACAACGGGUGCUGUUGUCGUGCGAUGAGCUUGUAGUGUGUGUGUGUGUGUGUGUCAUGAACUCAUUCAUUCAAAGUGUGUGCGUGUGUUGGCGAGGACAAGAAACCGACAGUUGCAUCCACAAGACACAAAGCGGCACAUGAUUGCGUUUGAUUUGAGGCUGUGU